Drosophila kikkawai is the source of this 3805-nucleotide messenger RNA. RefSeq lists its product as uncharacterized. The record is from RefSeq and is a predicted model, not a curated record. Lineage: Eukaryota; Metazoa; Arthropoda; Insecta; Diptera; Drosophilidae.
CCAGCGCUCAGUUCGUGGGCGCCUGCGCGCAUGUGCAGUCAGAGAUUCAGAUAUAAAGAUACAGAUAUAUUCGUCGGACCGCUUGGCAGUCGCGCGAUCCAGAGAUAUAUAUUUUUUGCGAGCAGUGUGUGCAGCAUCAUCCCAGUCGGAGCCAUAAAAGUGAAAACGAGCAGUGACAAAAAAUAAUACAAAAAUAAAAUAAAAUUUAUAUAUAAAAAAAGUAAAGAAAAGAGUGCCUAAAAUCCCCACAUCACAAUCAUAUCUUUUAUUUCGUUUUUGUUCGAGUGCUGACCACAAGUGUUGUUGAUCUUCGGGAUUCUAAAGAAUUUCAGGUAGUGACAGUCUUACCUGCCUGAGGAGGUCCAGAGAUCGAGGAAUCGAUCAUCGCACAGCAUCGGUCAUCAGGGUGCACACACACCCUGAGUUUUCCCGGGAAAUGACACACCAGAAAAUGGCUCUCCAAAGGCGACCGGCGCUGGCCAUGAUCCUGGCCUCCUGGCUGGUGGUGUCUACAGCGGCAGUUGGACCUGGAACAGGAGCUGGCAGACACCUGCUGCCCGCCCAGCCGGCGGAUCACCUUGUGCCGCCACCACUGCCCGUGCCCCAGAGGUUGCAGCAUGCGGGAGCCGGAUCUCCAGCGGCUCCGCCCAGCUCUGCUCCGGUUGUGGUGCCGCCGGAACCAGGUCUGAUGAAUCGCUUUGCCAGGUGGCUGGGCCUGGGCGGCAGCAGCAGCAGUAGCGGCAGCCAGUCGAAGGACCAGCAGUCUGGGGCCAGCAACUCCCUAAGCUAUGCCUACCCGAAGCCACACCAGGGCUUCGAUGCGGGGGGCAAGCCCUGCAGCCUGUGCAACAAGUAUCCCUGGGUGCCUAUGGUGGGUCAGGGUCAGCAACAGCAGCAGCAGCAGCAGCAGCAUGCCGCCUUGCAGGUGCAGCAGCAGCAACUGCAGCAUCUGCCACAGCAGCAUGCCGCCUGGCAACAGCCUCAGCAGCCACAGGCCCAGGCCUCGCAGCAGCGCCAGCGAGCGGUGCAGUUCCAACCCAGUGUACAUUCCAAUAUCCUUAACAAUCCCAAUCCCGUCCAGGGUGUGUUCCUGCCGCUGGCGGUGCCCCUGCCGCCGCUGUACAAUGCCCAGCCUUUUAGGCCCAUGAAUCCAACGCCUUUGAGGGAGAAUGUAGUGGCCCAGUCGGAGGUGAGGCCAGUGCCCGUCUCCUUGCCUCAUCCCCACAAGCAGCAGCAGCAUCAGCAGCAUCAGCAGCAGCAGCAUCAGCAGCAUCAGCAGCAGUCCAGCAGCAGCACCUCCAGCUUCGAGAUUGUGCCCAGCCACCAGGUCACGGACUUUGUGACCUCCGUGGAGUACCCAGCCACCUUUGUCCAGUCGCAUGCCAUUGAUCUGGGCCUUACAGGUCAGGGUCAGGAGCAGCAGGUGGUUCCAACCGAGCAGGACAUCAGCACAGUGCGCUAUCAGCUGGAGGAUCUGAGCAGUGGCCAGGUGCAUCAGCAUCUGCCCGCCUCGCAGCUGCUAACUGAGCUGGGACACUUUGUGGAGACCACAACGCAGCUGCCGCCGGCGGACAACUAUCCGGCGGCCUCGUCGCAGCAGCACCAGGAGCAAGAGCAGGAGCAGGAGCAGGAUCACGAGCAGGAGCAGGCUCUCUACUAUGCCGAACAGUUUCAGGAGGAGACCAGCACUCUUGUGUACAGCAGCACCACCACAGAGCUGCCCGUUAGCACCACCACAACAGAGGCGCCAAGGGCUCCGCCAGCGCCUGUCCUGGAGCUGAACAAUCAUCUGGCGGUAGGGCAGACCUACAGCCGGGGCAGGGAGACGCCCAAGCGGUUGCUGGACUCACCCAUCAACCAUAUUGGCGGACGACCCUUCACCCGCGACCCCGCCGAUCUGAGUUUCCGCCUAAGCCAGGUGUACACGCCCACGCAGCCGCCCACGCCCACCUCCACGUAUGGAGCCAUCGAUGCCAGUGGCCAGUUUGCAGGCAUGGCGCCGCCCAGACCCCAGCAGGUGAUCAUACCCUAUACCACCAAGCAGCAGCCGCGUCCUUUUGAGAGCUGGCGGCCAAGCAAGCAGCUGGGUCACCAGGGUCACCAGGGACACCAUCGGCAGCAGCCCAACGACCUGGAAGAGGAGCCGCACGAGCAGCAAGAGUCCAAACUGGCCACCGCCACGGUGACGGCGCCUCCAUUUGCGCCCAACUCCAGCCGCACCACCACAUACCUCACCAAAAUCCUGGCCAGCAAUCUGCGGGAGUUGCUCAAGCGGGAAAGGGCCACCCGGCGGCCGCCCAAUCACAUCAUCUCCGGUGUGGACAUCUCCCAGCUGCAGCACAACAUCGACGGCUGGACGGAGCAGGAGUACAACUCGUUGUCUCAUCGCCCCAGCACGCCCACCAUCCGAGGGAGGUCCAAGCACAUACCUUCGGAGUAUCUGACCACCACGACGACCACCACGCCGGCGCCGAGUUUGGCGUUCCAGAGCCGCCAAUCGAAGACCACGCGCGGCGAGGGUUUCGAGCUGGGCGCGGCUGCUCCGCCCACAGAUGCCGGUGACCUGUCCACCUCCAUCAAUAACCUGGAGCAUCUGCAUCUGCUGGGCGAGCGGGGAUCGAAGCGCUUUCAGCCCAUCGAGGACAAUCGUCUGCCCUUAGAUUACUAUGAUGCUCAACAGCGGCCGCGUUCUACGCCGGCUAUGACCAGUCCAAGCCCGAGUCCGAGACCCAGCACCACAACCACCACAACAACGGAGGUGACGCCACUCUAUGUGCGCAGCACUCCGGCACCCAAGGAGCCCUGGAAUCCCGCCCAGGUGGCCAUUCUGCCGCAGACCAACGAGAAGGUCUAUGUGGUGACACCUCAGCCCAGGCACCAGUAUCAUCACCAUCACCAAGUGGCGGAGGAUCAUCACGAGGAAUCCGCCUCGGCGCCUAGGCCUGUUUACCAGACGCCAGCGCCUCGGUUUCCACGGAUGCGACCCACACCAGCUGGCGAAGUGAAGGGAGCAACGCCCACCAGCUCCUCACAGCUGCGCAACUAUACGCCGGACAUUUUCGGCUUGAUGGGACUGUCCGCCUAUGUGCCCGGGGAGCCAGUGGAAAUAAUCGAUGGAAAUUCCAAAGUCCACACGAUCGUGACGGCAGCGCCAACGGCAGCUGCCCUCCAGCGACCAACAGCGAAGCCCACAAUGUCGCCCUCGCCGAGAUAGAGGCCACUAGAGGUCACGAGAGGUUACGUUGUAACCAUCCCCCGCCUGUUGUAAUAUAAUUUCCCCCCCUCACAACCUCCAGCUACAUGAGCCCUAGAGUAAUAUGUAUAUGUUUGUAGAGAGAGAGCAGAGUCCUCGAAAGAGUUAUACUUUAAGAGAUACCCGAAUCAGAGUUAGAGUAUUCUUGCAUUUGGUAGCUUUAUAAACACAUAGAAAAGGACGAGGACAAGGAUCGAGGAGGAGGAACCGAUCCGAAAGAUGACCAAAGGAGUGGAAAUUCCCAUAGUUUAUAUUGGCGCAACGACUCUGUGUGUUUCUAACUAUCUUUUUUUUUUUUUGUUUGUUUAGAACUUUCUGUGUUUCAUAUUUGUGGCUAACCCUCUCCUUGCUAGCUGUAAUUUUAAUUAAUGUAAAAUAUAUAUAUAUAAAUAUAUAUAUAUAUUAAUAUCUACAUUUUUAUAAAGCGAAUUUUAUAAGCAAUGUAAGUGAACAAAAUAAAAUAUAGCAAAAACGAACAACAAAAGAACAACAACAAAGUCAUUUAAAUGUAUCCUACUUUGUAAGUACGAUUGAAUACCAAUAAAUAUCCUC